Molecule: messenger RNA, 1329 nt
Organism: Wickerhamiella sorbophila
Lineage: Eukaryota; Fungi; Ascomycota; Dipodascomycetes; Dipodascales; Trichomonascaceae
Product: tRNA threonylcarbamoyladenosine dehydratase 2
Exons: 1
Coding region: 1-1329 (442 amino acids)
Biological process (GO): cyclic threonylcarbamoyladenosine biosynthetic process
Cellular component (GO): mitochondrial outer membrane
Molecular function (GO): tRNA threonylcarbamoyladenosine dehydratase activity; ubiquitin-like modifier activating enzyme activity
Source: RefSeq, a predicted model, not a curated record
AUGCACCGGGACAGUUUGGUGCCUGUGCUUGUUAGCUCGGCAGUCUCAGUGUGUGCGACGCUUGCGUGUGUUUCAUUACUGCUGAAAUCGAGAAAUGAGCCCGUUGAUUCUGGCCCUAAACAGCCCAAACCGGCAGCACAGAAUUUUGAUCAGGAAAUCAUCAACGAGCAGCUGGCGAGAAACCGCGCCUUUUUGGGCGAAACCGGAGUAGCCUGUAUUCGCAAAACCAAAAUUGUUGUGGUCGGAGCAGGCGGAGUUGGCUCAUGGGUCGCCACGAUGCUUGUUCGUAACGGCAUCGGACGGCUGAGGGUCAUUGAUUUCGAUCAGGUCACGUUGUCGUCACUGAACCGGCACUGCUGUGCUACGCUGGAGGAUGUAGGUACAUCAAAAGUCAAUUGUCUGGCUGCAUAUCUGAAUAAAGUUUGUCCGUGGGUGGAAAUCGAGCCCAUUAAUGCCCUGUGGACCAAAGACAAGACCAACCUGCUAGACGGGGCAGACUACGUGGUGGAUUGUAUCGACAACAUUGACACAAAAGUUGAUUUGCUUGCCUACUGCUAUCACAAUCAGAUCCCCGUGAUUUCCUCAAUGGGUGCGGGUUGUAAAGGUGACCCCACACGGGUUGAAGUCGCGGAUAUUUCUCGCACUGCUGAAGACCCCUUGAGUCGAGCCACAAGAAUCAAGCUGCGCAAGCGAGGCGUCAAACAAGGAAUUCCUGUUGUAUUCUCCAGUGAAAAGCCCGGCAAAGAUAAAGCCAAGCUUCUGGACCUCGAGGAAAGUCAAUUGGAGGAGGGAAAUGUCCACGAGCUGUCGGUCUUGCAAGACUUUCGAGUACGCAUUCUGCCUGUUUUGGGCCCACUUCCUGCUCUGUUUGGUUUAACAAUUGCCACACAUCUUUUGACUCUUCUCGGUGGCUACGAUUCUGUGUAUGACCCGCUUCUUGGUGGUUAUUCGGUUGCUGGCAAAAACCGUACCAAGCUUUACGAGAGCUGCUUGCAUAGCGUGGUUGGACAAAUGGCCCGUAUGAAGUGGACUGAGGAGCGCGAGACGAGCGUGAGCAUCGACGAUGUUGCCUACCUCAUUGAAGAGGUUUGGAAGGGCAAGACCAUUACUGGGCAGUACAACCGGCUGCAUUUGACGGUUUGGGACCCAGCAAAGCCUCGCGAUAUUCACAACAUGGUUCCUGUUAAUAAAGAGCAGCAAGCGGCCCAUGAGGAAAAAGUGUUCAGGCAGAAGCUUCCCUUGGAAGAGGUUUACUCGGCCGAGGUGCUUGAUCUCGUCAUGCGUCGACAAAAACUUGACCAGUGGUAUGAGACUUUUCGAAGCAACUAA